This is a messenger RNA of Gossypium raimondii (Peruvian cotton), 1542 nucleotides long. RefSeq lists its product as uncharacterized. NCBI's taxonomy places the organism in Eukaryota, Viridiplantae, Streptophyta, Magnoliopsida, Malvales, Malvaceae. Bases 239 to 1165 code for a protein of 308 amino acids. Gene Ontology annotation, cellular component: Prp19 complex; catalytic step 2 spliceosome; post-mRNA release spliceosomal complex. The transcript has 7 exons. The record is from RefSeq and is a predicted model, not a curated record.
UUUUUCUCUAAAAUUUCUUUUGAAAAUUCCCGACCCACCAUUAUCUCAUCUCUCUUCACAGAUCUGCCGCCGGUGCCGCCAAGCAAGCCUCUGACCACCGUUCUGUCCCGGCCUCGUCCUUUUGUUCCUCCAGUCAGCUCAAUUCUCCUCCUUCUACAGUGCAUGACCCAAGCCCUCUCUUACCUUAAAGUCUCCAAUAGACCAAGAAGUUUAGUAAGGUAAAGGCUAACCAAAAAAAAUGGAAGAAGACCGCCGAGUUCACCCGGAUUGUAUCAACGCAUCGAAUCCGUACCAUGAAUGUGUUGAAUAUUGCUUUAGAAAGAUUGUUGAAGCCAAGGCAAAAAAGGAUCAAGAAAAACCAGAAACCGUGCAACGCGAGCAUGAUCAACCUGUUAGAUGUGUUGCUUACCAAGAACAAGAUGUACAAAGUGGAGCACCAGAACCAGAACAAAAUUCCGAUGAUGACAAUAAUAACCAGCUAGCUGAGGAGAACAUUGAAGGAGACAUUACAAAACUUACUGGUAGACAGAAAAAAUUAUUCGAGUUGAGACUAAAGAUGAACGAGGCAAGAAAAGCUAAUCAAACGGCUAUGGUGGCUGAAAAGAAACGAAUGGAAGCUCCACCAGAAUCUAGAGGAAUUUCUAAGCAAAAAUGGCUCGAGGAAAGGAAGAAAAAGAUUGGGAAACUUUUGGAUGCAAAUGGGUUGGAUUUGCAAAAAGCGUAUAUGCUCGAUACUCAAGAGGCAGCCGAGGCAAAAUAUAAGAAAUGGGAAAAGGAUCCUGCUCCGUUCGGUUGGGAUGUAUUCAAUCAGAAGACAUUGUACAAUGCAUACAAAAAACGGACAAAGAACAUCGACAUCGACUUAGAAGAAUAUAACAAAAUGAAAGAAUCUGACCCGGAGUUCUUCCGUGAAGCUUCGAGCCUCCAAUAUGGGAAGGCACCUAAGGUUUCGGAAGACAAGAUUGAUAAGAUGGUAAAGGAACUUAAGGACCGGGAAGAAAAACGCAAGUCAUUUAGUAGGAGGAGGAAAUUUCACGAUGAGAAGGAUAUCGAUUCGAUCAAUGACCGUAACGAGCAUUUCAAUAAGAAGAUCGAACGGGCCUUCGGGAAAUACACAUUGGAAAUCAAAAAUAAUCUCGAACGAGGAACCGCAUUGCCUGAUUAAGAUAGGGUUGGUCACACCAGAUUAGGGAUGACAGCGGAGUGGGACAGAAAAAGAUGUUAAAUUCACCAUUGUUACCUGAUCUUCCGUUUCUAGGCCCAAGCCAAUACCUCCAGGAAUUUGAGGAAUUUUUUAUUGCAUGAUACUUGGUUAUACAAGAAGAAGAAAGAAAUUAUCUAGCACUUCAUGUCGAUAUACUGUUUGAAAUUGCGUUUAUGUGUCAGAAGAAAGAUAGCUAUACUGAUUCGGUAUACUCUAAAAAUAUCUUUGGUAUAAUAUUGACGAUCUAUAUCAUCACCUUCUCGUUUUACUAUGGAUGUAUAAUAUUAAAAACUAUUAUCUUUAUGAAUGUUGGAUGUAUCCAUCUUGUCUCAACUCAA